Sardina pilchardus (European sardine) is the source of this 1860-nucleotide messenger RNA. RefSeq names its product armadillo repeat containing 10 (gene armc10). Gene Ontology annotation, cellular component: mitochondrion. Bases 96 to 1175 code for a protein of 359 amino acids. The record is from RefSeq and is a predicted model, not a curated record. The transcript is spliced from 6 exons. NCBI's taxonomy places the organism in Eukaryota, Metazoa, Chordata, Actinopteri, Clupeiformes, Clupeidae.
GAGGAUGGCAGACAGCAUGGGGGAAUUAUUUUAAUUCUGAAAAGGUUUCGUGAGCAUUGUUGUAUCUUCUUCAUGUUAAGCAGACGAUUGUCAGAAUGGGAGAUGGAAAUGUUAUACCCAAAUUGGGUAAUAUGAAAGCAGUACUGGGAAUACUUGCUGGCGCAGGUGCCUCUUAUGGUUUAUACAAAUUUGUCCGCGGCAUUGGAGGAAAUGCAGAGAAGAAAAACAGAACGAAAUCAGUGGAAAGAAGUGGUCAAGAUAACAGGGCUUCGGGUGAUGUAAUUCUCGAACCGGGGAGUUUAAUGGCCAAAGUGUCGGGAUUCGAUGUGGUCGGAGUACGCAAAAGUCCUUCUCAGGUCACCGCUGAGGCAUCAAUCUUUGCCCCUUUAAUAGCAGACAUUCUAAAGAGGUCCCCAAAUUGUUUGGAGCCGCGGCACAUAGGGAUGCUCCUCUCCCUUCUGCAGAGAAGUCCUACCCCUUCAGAGAGGUCUCAAGUACUUGUUACACUGGGGAACAGCGCUGCUUUCACAGUGAAUCAGGAUUUCAUCCGUGAAUUUGGAGGCCUUCACAUUAUUGCAGGGUCCCUUAAGGACACUUCAGCAGAUGUUCGACUACAAACUUUGAACGCAUUGAAUAACCUGAGUAUGAACAUAAGAAAUCAAGAACAGCUGAAGGUGUACAUUCCUCAGGUUUUGGAGAUGAUUGAGAUGUCACCAGUCAAUUCAGAGUUGCAGCUUGCGGCCUUGAGGUUGCUGACCAACAUGUCAGUCACAGACAGACACCAACAUCUGAUGAGGAACUCGGUCACCCUGUUCCUGUCUCUGCUUGUAGUGAGCAAUGAAAUCCUUCAGGUUCAGGUUUUAAAGGUCCUGGUGAAUUUGUCCUCAAAUCCAGAUAUGAUUGAAGAUAUUGUCCAAGCACAGGCUCCAGCUUCCUUGGUUCUUCUGUUUGACUGCUGCACCAAGGUCUCUGUGCUCCUCCGUCUCUUGACGUUAAUGGGCAACCUCAGGGCCUGGAGACCCUCAGCCCAGGUUGCAGAGGCCCUGCGCUGGAACCAGGACUCGCUCUUCUGUGUGCUGCUGGACGAUUCCUCCCAGGUGCAUCAGAGACUCCUGCAGCUACUCUCUCACCCUGACGACGAAGUCAAGGCUCAGGUGGCCAAGGUCCUCACGUAGCCUCCAAGCUGGGCCCAGUGAUGUUGAUUCUGACGUCCCCGUCCCUAUGACAACACCACCCCUCUAAAUGUCCGCUCACAUUCACUGUCCACUUGGCAUUUUGGGCCAUGUUUGUAGGCAAUGUAAGCUCAGCAAUGCCCACACCGUGUCUUCUUCUAGUUCUCCGAGCUCCCUAUAGGGGCUUAGGAAAAUUCCCCACUGCCAAAUAUUUUUUUAUAGAAAAGUGAAUGUGAAUGUCCGUUGAGACGUCAGGCAUUUCCUCCCAUACACCCAGAAAUGACCCUCUGGCAGUAUGGUAGAAGGAACAGAGUUAUGGAGUAUAUGGAGGUUUUUGUGAGACGUGCAUUUCAUAUUGCCUUUGUGACACCACGGUGUCCUGCCACAGAGCGUUUACAAAAGGGAAUGUUUUCAGGUUUAGAUGCAUGCCUUAGCAUGGAGAGUGAGUUUCGGACUGCAGAAAACAACUGGAUUCUUCUCAUUUUUGUGUCUGUGUGCCAGUGUUGAUGGUGUGUACAUGCUGCACAGCAAUUAAAGCUCUUUUUUAUAGCAAUUGUCAGAAAGUAGGAUAUCUCUAGAGUUCCUGUCUUCUGAAGUUGAUAGUAAAUACCAGUUCAGACUUUGACCUUUUUUUUGAACUGGUUGUUUUUACCAAAAAUAACAAAACCUCUGUCAAAUGGGGGGGGGG